Messenger RNA from Ostreococcus tauri, 1344 nucleotides. RefSeq names its product Cyclophilin-like peptidyl-prolyl cis-trans isomerase domain. Gene Ontology annotation, biological process: protein peptidyl-prolyl isomerization. The coding region runs from base 1 to 1344 and encodes 447 amino acids. The record is from RefSeq and is a predicted model, not a curated record. Gene Ontology annotation, molecular function: peptidyl-prolyl cis-trans isomerase activity. The transcript has a single exon. Lineage: Eukaryota; Viridiplantae; Chlorophyta; Mamiellophyceae; Mamiellales; Bathycoccaceae.
AUGCGGGCGUUCGCGCAGCGAUCGACGUCAUCCAAGGUCACGUCGGUCGUCGAUCGCGACGCACGCGCGCGCGCGGGGGCGGGACGACGCGCGAGCGCGGACGCGCGAUGCGUGGUCGUCGCGCGGUCGACGCGUCGCUCGCGGGAGGGCGUCGAGGGCGUGGGUGAGGCGCUGGCGAAGGGGAUGACGGCGAUCGCGGCGGCGGCGAGCGUCGCGACGUCGACCCCGCUCGCGUGGGCGGCGCCGGUGGCGACGCCGAUGGAGGUGACGCAAGUGGCGGGAUUGGAGGCGAAUCCGAUCACGAACGCCAAGGCUCUGCUUCGUAACGCGCUUCCGGUGAGCAACAAGCCCAUUCGGGCGGUGCAAAAGAAGCUGGAGACGAUUAGCGACGAUUUGCGCGUUCCGGGCGUAAACUUCCGAGGCGUCGAUGGCAGCGUGAAAGGGUCAUUGAAGAUAGUGCAGGAACAGCGAGCGAAGAUUCUCGCCGAUGUCGCGCCGUCGAGGAAGGCGCAGGGUGAGAAGGCUCUCGACGAGCUCGAACGCGUGCUGACGGAUUUCCAAGUCAUCGUGGAGCAAAAGGAUAAGCAAGAGGUGCCUCUUGCGCAACAGGAGGCGCUUCAGCUCGUCGGUCGCAUCGAGGAGGACAUGAUCGAUGGGUUCCCGUUCGACGUGCCGGAGAAGUUCGCGGACAGGCCGCUUUUGAAGGGCCGCGCGACGGUGGAGAUGCAGGUUAAGAUUAAGAACAACGCGAACACCGACGGCGGCGUGAUGACAAUCGUUCUCGAUGGCUACAACGCGCCCGUGAGCGCGGGCAACUUUGCUGAUUUGAUCAACUUGGGCUUCUACGAUAAUAUGCCCAUUCAGCGCUCGGACGGUUUCGUCGUGCAGAGCGGCAAGCCGCGCGACGGCGACGGUUUUAAGCAGGACGGCGUCGAGCGCGAUGUCCCGUUGGAAAUCAUGGUCCAAGGCGACAAGGUUCCGGAGUACGAGUUCACCCUCGAAGAUCUCGGCCGUUACCGCGCGCAGCCGGUUUUACCGUUCAACGCGUUUGGCACGCUCGCCAUGGCGCGCCGCGAAUCGGAACCAAACUCGGCUUCCUCCCAAUUCUUCUUCCUUCUCCGCGAGUCCGAGCUCACGCCGUCUGGUACGAACAUUUUGGACGGUCGUUAUUCAAUCUUCGGCUACGUCGUUGAGAACCAAGAGCUCCUUCGCGACUUGAAGGUUGACGACGAAAUCAUCCAGAUGAAAAUCGUCGACGGCGCCGAAAACCUCGUCAACCCGACGAGAAAGGCGGUCGACAAGCCCCCGCUCGAGGAGAACGAGUCCACGCAAGGCGAGCUCUGA